Oldenlandia corymbosa var. corymbosa is the source of this 1347-nucleotide messenger RNA. Lineage: Eukaryota; Viridiplantae; Streptophyta; Magnoliopsida; Gentianales; Rubiaceae. The record is from the annotation of a GenBank genome assembly.
GUACAGUAAUAAUAAAUUAAUUAAGGUCGGAAAAAAACCACACACACAUAAACCCCAAGGAUCCAACAUACUUUUUAAGCAUACCUCUUUUGUCGACAGUAAAAAUAACUGCUAACAAAACAAAUGGUUAAUUACCAGGAGGAGGAAGAAGAAGAAAAAUAUUCAGCACUACUACAAACUCAAUUAUUAUCCACACCAAAUAAUCGCCUCAAUUCUUUUGUGGGAUUUUUACCUCAAAUCGUCACUGUUGUAGUAUCCUACUCAAUUUCUCAUACUAAUUACAAAAUCUUUAAUUUCUCAACUUCAUUAAAAGAUUUUAUUUUUUAUUUAUUUAUUUUGAGGGAUAACGAAAAAUGGAAAUGCUGAUUUGUGUGGUGUUAAUAACGUUGAGUCUUUGGUGUUUCUUGGUAACACAGAUGAGACGUUUUGGAGGGAAGAAGAAGAAUAAGAAGAUGGUGUGGGGCAAAAAGAUAAUAAGCAGCCAUAUUGAUGUUGAUGAUGAUGAUGAUAAUGAUGUUGAUCAUGAAGAAGAAGAAGAAGACGGUUCAUUUGGGAACUUAUUAUUUGGUGGAAAACAACAUCUGGAAUUGGAUGAUGAUGAUCUUAUGGCCAAAGCUUCUUUGUUGGAACGUAUUGCCUCUCUCGAAGAUCGACUUCUUCAGAUGUGCAUGGAGAUUGAAUCAUAUCGUAGGUCAUGCAGCUCAUCAAGCUUGAACACAUCUAGUGGUGCAUCAUCUUCAAGCAAUAAUGGAUCCAGAUUUGAGAGAAUGAGUUCAUAUCCAACUUUCGUGUACAAACCUCAGAGCAUUCCCCAGCCUCAAGCUCCUUACAAUCUAUCUGCAUUUGAGACAGAAACUCCUCAGCCGCAGGCAAAAAUAACGAAGACUUCUAGUUCUGUGAAGGAGCAGGCAAAUAUCAAAACCAAGAAAGAUGGGGAAAAGGGUCGAAAACUGAAGAAUGGCAACUCACCGAAUUGGCCACGCCUCAAAAUUCUGGGCUGUUGAUAGCCUGAUACACGAAAAAAUUUCUGAUAAUAAGGAAAAUGUAGAGAAAUUCAAAUAACUCUAAACAUGCAGUACUUGAUAUUUCUCAGGUUUAAUCAAUGUAGUACUUCCUCGAGUUCACUUCAAAUUUGUGACUUACAAAAACAAUCUGAGGGAAUAACUCACAACUUUGUCAAUUAAUUUGAGAUUUACUUUUAGCUAGUUCAUCAGGGUUUAAUUACCUUUCGACGGAUUACUGUCUAAUUUCCUUAGGGUUCUUGGGCUUGUUUAGUUUUGGUACUUCAAUUUCAUAUUUUUUAGGUUUUGGUCUUCUUGCUGGUUAUAUAUAUAUUUUUUUAGGGAA